This is a messenger RNA of Ustilago hordei, 1095 nucleotides long. RefSeq lists its product as uncharacterized. Bases 1 to 1095 code for a protein of 364 amino acids. The transcript has a single exon. Lineage: Eukaryota; Fungi; Basidiomycota; Ustilaginomycetes; Ustilaginales; Ustilaginaceae. The record is from RefSeq and is a predicted model, not a curated record.
AUGGCGCUAAUCAUAGUGUCAGGCCUAGCCAGCUCCGGCCGCUCGAUCCGCUCCGCACUGAUCAAGCAAGAUAUCGAACGCAGAAUCAAGGAAGCCGGCUCCUCCUCCUCCUCUUUGACACUUCAACUUCCUAACCGGGUGGUAAUCGUCUCUGACCACGAUGUUCACGUCGCAAGAUCCGCCUAUUCCUCACAACGAACAGAGAAGCCGGCAAGAGCGUCCUAUCUCUCUGCCGUGACACGUGCGCUAGGCAAGGAUACGAUCGUUAUUGCUGAUGGCGGUGCAGGUCUAAAUAUCAAAGGCUUUCGAUAUCAGCUCUGGUGUGCGGCACGUGAAGUAGGUGUGCGCUGUCUUUCCAUCCACAUCCACGCACCGCCGCAAGUCUGCAAGUUCUGGAAUAGUAAGAGGAGGAAGGUGAGUGGUGAAGAUGCAAGCUAUGAUGACGAGACGCUCGACAGUCUUCUCAUGCGUUUUGAGGAGCCAAAUGCUAUGACCAGGUGGGAUUCACCACUCAUCAUUGUGCCAACUGUUCUCACCCCGGCAGCAUCCGAAGGAUUGCAGGAGCAGUCAGAGACAAUCGACGAAAGCAGGAUCAUCCUCGAACCAAUACCGUUCGAUGACAUCUGGGAAGCAUCCACAAAAGGAUCCGUCAACAAAGCACCCGAAGUUGUUGCUCCAACACGCUCCACAACAGCCAACUACCUCUCCAUUCUCGAAUCGUCCACCCAAACUGUCGUCUCGUGCAUCUUGCAACACCAAUCGUCUUUUGGCCUCCAACCAGGGACAGACCUACCAAUCAACCAUCCCAGCCUUACAGGGCCAUUUCCACUCUCUUUCACCCUUCCAGGCGACAAGCCAGUAACAAUGGCGUCUCUACAAAGAAUCCGACGUCAAUUUGUACGGAUGCAUAGCUCUGGCUCAGCACAGAUCAAUGAGCUUGGAAACGCAGCACGAUCUGAAGGCGUACACUUUUCCCUGACCUCACAUGCUUCUAAGGGUAAUCAAAGAGCGGGUAACGUGAAUGCAGGCCAACAACCUUCGACGGAAUAUGCUAUCGCUUCUCGCUUCCUUGCCUUCCUUGAAGGUUCUAUCUGA